Messenger RNA from Danaus plexippus (monarch butterfly), 1623 nucleotides. RefSeq names its product UDP-glucosyltransferase 2-like. NCBI's taxonomy places the organism in Eukaryota, Metazoa, Arthropoda, Insecta, Lepidoptera, Nymphalidae. Gene Ontology annotation, molecular function: UDP-glycosyltransferase activity. The record is from RefSeq and is a predicted model, not a curated record. The transcript is spliced from 4 exons. Bases 27 to 1589 code for a protein of 520 amino acids.
UUUAAACAAGAGUGAAGUUUUUUAAAAUGAAAAUCGAGUUACUGUUAACGGUGUUCCUGAUAUUUGCUAUAUCAGACGUCGAAUCUUAUAAAAUAUUAGCAGUGUUUCCCAUACCUUCCAUAAGUCAUCAAGUGGUGUUUAGAAAAAUAACCCAAGAACUAGCAAGAAGAGGGCAUGAGAUCACAGUGAUAACACCAGAUCCCAUAUAUCGAAACGGAGAUGCCCCUUCAAAUUUUAUUGAAAUAGACGUCCAUGAUAUAUCUUACUCUUUAUGGGCGAAGGCUGUCACACAUAGUUUAAACAUAACAGGUGAACCGAUGACAUUUGAAGAUAUAAGAGAAGGGUGUAAAUUUUUUGUCUCUUUAUUCCAACUACAAUUUGAAACAGAAGCAGUCCAAGAAGUUAUUUCAAAGAAUGAAAAAUUUGAUUUGAUACUUAUUGAAUCUAUCGUUCGACCAGCUUUGGCAUACUCUUAUGUAUUUAAAGCGCCAGUUAUUUUAGUCAAUUCGUUUACUGCUGUUUUUAGUAACAAUAAAAUUAUAGGAUCACCCACACACCCUUUGCUGUAUCCAAUUUGUUUUCGAAAUCGUUUAUACAAUUUAUCAUUUGCUGAAAAAAUACAUCAGUUGUACUUACAUUAUAUGUAUGAAUACGCGGAUUAUUUGAAUGAAAAAGAAGAAUCGAAUAUAUUAAGAAAAAUAUUUGGAUCUAAGUUUCCAUCUUUACAUGAAUUAGGUAAUAAUGUUGAUAUGUUGCUAUUAAACAUACACUCUCUAUGGGCGGACAAUCAGCCAGUUGCCCCCAACGUUAUUUAUAUGGGUGGUAUUCAUCAAUUGCCACGGAAGGAACUACCAAAGGAUCUCAAAUCUUACUUAGAUUCUUCUAAAAAUGGUGUCAUAUACGUCAGCUUUGGUACCAAUGUCUUAUCUAAUAUGAUUCCUGAAAAGCAAAUAGUUGCAAUUAUAAAUGUGUUAUCUAAGUUACCCUACGAUGUUCUUUGGAAAUGGGAUGGUGAUUCAUUACCUUUGACAUCUACAAACAUAAGAACUUCGAAAUGGUUUCCUCAAUCGGACUUGUUAAGACAUCCGGCUAUAAAACUUUUUAUAACACAAGCCGGUCUUCAAUCAACUGACGAAGCAAUCACUGCAGAGGUUCCUCUUAUUGCAUUCCCAAUGCUUGCUGAUCAGUGGUUUAAUGCAGAAAAAUACGAAAAAUUUAAUAUUGGUAUUAAGUUACACAUUUUAUCGUUCACGGAAAAACAACUAGAGACUGCUAUUGACGACGUCAUUAAUGAUAAAAGUUAUCGACGAAAUAUUAUCAAACUUCGUCAUUUAAUGCGUGAUCAACCCGAAACACCUUUGAACCGGACGAUAUGGUGGAUAGAGCACGUGUUGCGGCACGGAGGGGCGAAGCAUCUACGAUCACCCGCAGCUAAUAUGUCGUACAUUGAUUAUUUCGAAGUCAAAUUAAUGUUAUUUAUUCUUUUAUUAAUCACAGUAUUCAUAUUAGCAUUCAUUUUAGUGCUUAAAUGUUUUACAAAAUUUAUAAUAAGAUUUUUUUCGAAUAAAAAUAAAAUCAAAUAUAACUAAAUAUAUCUUAUGUAAUAAAUACUUUCGAUUGUAA